This is a messenger RNA of Uloborus diversus, 4452 nucleotides long. Its product is annotated as alpha-(1,3)-fucosyltransferase C-like. Gene Ontology annotation, cellular component: membrane. NCBI's taxonomy places the organism in Eukaryota, Metazoa, Arthropoda, Arachnida, Araneae, Uloboridae. The record is from RefSeq and is a predicted model, not a curated record. The coding region runs from base 138 to 1379 and encodes 413 amino acids. The transcript is spliced from 5 exons. Gene Ontology annotation, molecular function: alpha-(1->3)-fucosyltransferase activity.
GUCGAACACACUCGCACAGACACGGGGCGUUUCGAGCAGACCUCUUCAGCGCGCUGGAAUGGAUAACCGACGGUAGGAGAGCGGCCGUGGAAGGUUGGACCGGAACCAGCGAUGAGUGAUCGAGCCCGCCCUUCGACAUGGAAAGAAUUCCCGCCCUGAAGUGUCCCCCCAGGAAGACCCUUCUCUACCUCUUCUGCGCCAUGUUCCUCGCCUGUGCCUUCUACGUGUUCUACGUGAGCGAAUCCUACACUUCCGUCCACUUGCUGGAAGACAACAUUCCCAAUCCGAUCAACAGCCCGUCUUCCGUCCAACCGCCCUCUACGACGGCUGCCGAAGCAAAGUCCGCCGUCACCAAGUCGUCUUCCGAGAACGCCACCGCCUCUGGCCCGACCACUCCCGGUCCGCCCCCUUCGGACGGCUGCCGGACGGGUCCCCCCAAGCUCGUCCUGCUGUGGACUCCCUUCUUCGGGUCUUGGGAGUACUUGGGCAACUUCGAGCGCUGCCGGAAUUGCCGGAACUGCCGGAUCACCAGGGACAGGAAUCGCCUGCUCGAGAGCGACGCCGUCGUCUUCCACUGCCGGGACAUGAGCCUGGCCGACCUGCCCCCCUCCCGCCUCCCCCGCCAGCGCUGGGUGUUCUACUGCCUCGAGUCUCCCGCCUACUCCGACUUCCCCGCCCUCGGCCACGCCCGACACCUGUUCAACGACACCAUGACCUACCGCGCAGACUCCGACAUCGCCGCGCCAUACGGGACGGUAAGCAAGGUCCGUCCGCCCCGCCCCCUGGACAGGGAGUCCCUGAAGUGGGCGUGGUCCAACAAGACGCGCUCCGCGGCCUGGCUGACCAGCAACUGCCGCACCGACGGAGGCAGAGACGCCUACGUCAGGGAACUGAGGCGGCACAUCGACGUCGACGUCUACGGGAAGUGCGGCUGGCUUCAGUGUCCGCAGGGACAGACGCACAAGUGCCUGCUGGACUUCGCCGCCAAGUACCACUUCUUCUUGUCGUUUGAGAACGCCAUCUGCCGGGACUACGUCACGGAGAAGUUCUACCGUACCCUGCAGUACGACAUCGUCCCGGUCGUGUUCGGAGGGGCCGACUACCGGAGGGUGGCGCCCCCUGGCUCCUUCGUGGACGCGCUGGCGUUCAAGAGCCCCAAGCACCUGGCCUUCUUCCUGCGCGGGCUCGCCAAGGAUUUCAAGCUCUACAGCAGCUACUUCGAGUGGAGGCGCAGCUACGCGGUCAGCGCGAGCAACAGCAAACAGUGCGCCCUGUGCGCCAGGCUGCACCGGGGCUCCGAACGCCCCUCGUCCUACGGAGACCUCAGGAAGUGGUGGGUGGACGAGGCGCACUGUAAGACGUGGAAGCCCAAACGAUGACUUCGUGGUAAUUUAGCAUCGCCUACAACAGUUUUCAGCAAAAUCGGCCAGAUCAGUCGAGAGGUUUGGACAUUUCAAUAUAAACGUCAAGCUCUAUAGCAGCUACUUCAAGUGCAGGCAGCAAGCGAUACGCGGUCAAGAUAAGCAACAGCCCGAGAGUACAAUACUACAACUCUUAGCAGUAGUUUCUAGAAUCGUCCAUAACUGUUGUCGUCGCCUGACCUUUUACAUUUUAGUGAGAACGUCAGGAACUGCAAGAGCUACUCGAAGAGCAGGCGAUGAUGUGCGUCCAAGAUGGGAAACAGCAAACAGCACGCAAUGUCACAUCCUCUGUAGCAGUUAUUGGUAGAAGCUCCUAUACUCGGUUGAACGAAAAGACAAGCCAGACAAAUGGAUUUCCAGAAGGUUUGUCAUUUCUGCGAUUUUCUCUGCGUGAGGAAUGUGAACGGAUAUUCGCCGCCCGCUUGGCUCUGAUUUGUUAUUAUACACACCAAAUACGUGGCUGAUACGGCCAAAUGGCGUAUUUCUUUGUUAACAUCAAGUCUAUCUUUACCGAAAACUCUAUAUAGAACUGUUGUUUUCGACAGGUUUUGACAUUUUAAUGAAAAACGUCACGCUCUACUGCAGCUACUUCAAGUUCAGGCAGCGAGCGAUACGCGACCAAGAUGAGCAACAGCCCAAGAGUACAAUGCUACAACUCUCAACAGUUGUUUGUGAAAUCAUCCACAACUGUUGUCGUCGCCUGAUCUUGUACACUUUAGCGAGAAAGUCAAGAUCUGCACCAGCUACCUCAAGUGCAGGCAGCGAGCGAUACGCGGCCAAGAUGAGCAACAGCCCAAGAGUACAACACUACAACUCUUAACAGUUGUUUGUGAAAUCAUCCACAACUGUUGUCGUCGCCUGAUCUUGUACACUUUAGCGAGAAAGUCAAGCUCUACUGCAGCUACCUCAAGUGCAGGCUGCUACACGCGGUCAAGACGAGUAACAGUAAUAAGUGCGAAAUACACAUCGUCGGUAACAGCAGUUGUUUGUAGACCUGUUCAGAACUCAUUUUUGGCUGAUUUCAGUAUAGUACUUCAAGAGCUAUUUCAAGUGAAGGCAGCUAUAUGCGGUCAAGACGAGCAACAGCAAAGAAACAACAAUUUCGAAAUUUCACAUCAGUGAUAUUUGAGGUGUAGUUUUGUUGCAAGGUCCCAAGUCCACAUAAUGCGGUCAUUACUUACGUCCACAUAAGACGCUAUUGUCGUUUAUUACCAGACAUGAAAGUUUUUACGUCCAGUAUUUAAGAUAUAAUUUGUUUUGACAUUGAAGUACAGAUCAUACCAUCAUUUAUUUUACAUCCACGAAUGUGUUAGACUACCACCUACUUUAUGUACGCAUAAGACAGCUUUGUCGUAUAUUUCAAGACUUGAAAGUUGGAUCCAUCAUCUUUUCACGUCCACGUCGGAAAACAUUUGAUAUUUCGUUCAUUUCCCUUCAUAGACGUUCGGUUGACACAAUCAUCUACUUCACGUCCGCACAAGCCAGAAUAUUCGUUUAUUUCAAGACAUGAAAGGCCACUUGGUGCCUUCUUUUUACGUCCAAAUAGGACAAUAUUUGUUGUGAAGUUGAUUGCAAGACAUGGAAGUCCAAUUGACACCUAUCAAUUUUACGUCCAUAGAAGAGUUUGACCGUUAAAGUUACGUCCACAUAGAGAGCUAGUGGUUUGUUGUGUGUUUAUUUGUUGCUAUCACCUUUUUCUAAUCCUACAUAGAGCAAUAUUUGAGGUGAAGUAUAUUUCGAGCCACGGAUGUCUAGUUGACAUCCAUCAAUUUUACGUCCAUAGAACAGUUUGUCCAUUAAAGUUACGUCCACAUAGAGAACUAGAUUUGUGUCUAUUUUAUACUAUCAUAUUUUUCUAAUCCUACAUAGAGCAAUAUUUGAGGUGAAGUAUAUUUCGAGCCACGGAAGUCCAGUUGACAUCCAUCAAUUUUACGUCCAUAGAAGAGUUUGUCCGUUAAAGUUACGUCCACAUAGAGAGCUAGAUAUAUGUUUAUUUGCUACUAUCACCUUCUUCUAAUCCUACAUAAAGCAAUAUUUGAGGAGUUGUUAAUUUCGAGCCACGGCAGUCUAGUUGACAUCCAUCAAUUUUACGUCCAUAGAAGAGUUUGUCCAUUAAAGUUACGUCCACAUAAAGAGCUAGAUUUGUGUUUAUUUGCUGCUAUCGCCUUUUUCUAAUCCUACAUAAAGCAAUAUUUGAGGUGAAGUAUAUUUCGAGCCACGGAAGUCCAGUUGACAUCCAUCAAUUUUACGUCCAUAGAACAGUUUGUCCAUUAAAGUUACGUUCACAUAGAGAGCUAGACAUAGUGCCUAUUUGCUACUAUCACAUUUUUCUAAUCCAACAUAAACCAUUAUUUGAGAUGUAGUUUAUUUCAAGUGACAUCCAUCAUCUAUUAUACGCCCAUAAAAUAAUUUUUCUAUCAAGGACGGAUACAAUGGAGAGGUGAUGGGGGGGGAUCGCCAUUCUAGGACCUUUUUUCAAGUUUAUUUUUGAUAUUAAAGUUCCAAAAACGCAAUUAUGGUGUUAGAAGAAAGCAAGUUUUUUUCCAGAGUUCUUCCGGAAUUGAAGUCUUGAAAAUGCAAACUUAAACCAUCUCUUAUUGCUCUGGGGAUAGGAAUUAUUUUUUACGAAAAGGAAGUUUGAAAGUCUCAAUUGUCGACGACCUUAGAUGAUAUUAGGGAUAGGCCCAAAGGUUAACCCUGGAUAAUUAUCGAAAGAAACACAACCGUAAGGCAUCUUUCCUUACAUAAGGGUAAGCGAUGGGGUUCAGUUCACUCCUUCGAAAGUUUAAAGAAAUUGAAGCUCCAAAGAGUAAAGAGUAAAAAAAACAAUCCCCCUCUCCUUGAACAAUUCUCCUUGAACACGUUUUAAGAAAUUGAAGUUCCAAAGAGUAAAAAAACAAUCGCCCUCUCCUUCAACAAUUUCUGGAUCCGCCCUUGUUGUUCAUAAAAGUUACGUCCGUCCACAUAAAGAGUAACAUUUAGGUGUGUUUGCAGCUGUCCCUUUUUUUAAAUCGUACACGGGGCAAUAAUA